Messenger RNA from Pollicipes pollicipes, 2043 nucleotides. Its product is annotated as kinesin-associated protein 3. The record is from RefSeq and is a predicted model, not a curated record. Gene Ontology annotation, biological process: microtubule-based movement; cilium organization. Bases 1 to 1962 code for a protein of 653 amino acids. Gene Ontology annotation, cellular component: axoneme; ciliary transition zone; kinesin II complex. Lineage: Eukaryota; Metazoa; Arthropoda; Thecostraca; Pollicipedomorpha; Pollicipedidae. The transcript is spliced from 16 exons. Gene Ontology annotation, molecular function: kinesin binding.
AUGCUUGGUGACAAAAAGGAGUGCCAGAAGAUCAUCCGUCUGACAUCUCUCAGCGAGAAGACGAACGUGGCGCAGCUGGCGCAGGAGGUGGUGGCGCGCUGUACCUCCGACUCGGGCGCGGCCGACUCUGCGCCCUCCUCGCCGGAGCCGGCCGUGCCCGCCUGCCUGACUGAGGUCGAUGCGUAUGUGGAGCUGCUGUACGAAGAGGUGGCUGAGAAGGAGCGCGGCUCGCGCAUGCUGCUCCAGCUGGCGCGCAACCCGGAUAACCUGGACGAACUGGUCAACAAUGAGGCCAUGAUUGGUGCCUUGUCGCGAACGCUGCGGGAGGAGUGGAAGAAGUCCACCGUGCUCGCCACCAACAUCGUCUACAUCUUCUUCUGCAUGUCCACCUUCUCCCAGUUCCACGGCAUUGUCGUCAAGCAGAAGAUGGGCUCGCUCUGCAUGGACAUGGUGGACCACGAGCUGAAGCGACACGCCCAGUGGCGGGAGGACCUGGCGCGCCGCAAGCGCGCCGGCCCCGAGCAGGAGUACCAGCAGGCGCGCCGCACCAUGGCCGGCCUGGUCAGGCGACAGAACCAGCUGCUCAGAGUGUGCCUGUAUCUGCUGCUGAACCUGGCCGAGGACGUCAAGACGGAGGAGAAGAUGCGGAAAAAGGGAAUCGUGCCGCUGCUGGUGCGCUGCCUGGACCGCGACAGUGCCGACCUCCUCCUGCUGGUCGUCACCUUCCUCAAGAAGCUGUCCAUCUACGUCGAGAACAAGGACGAUAUGCUGGAGCUGGCCGUGGCCGAGAAGCUGUCGCCGCUGGUGCCGCACGACAACGCCGACCUGCUCAACAUCACCGUCCGCUUGCUGCUGAACCUGUCGUUCGACGCCGGACACCGCGCCCGUAUGGUCAACGUCGGCCUGCUGCCCAAGCUGGUGAACCUGAUCCCGUCGCCUCGGCAGCGGUCGGCCGCCAUCGCCGUGCUGUACCACCUGUCGAUGGAUGACAAGGUCAAGUCGAUGUUCGCCUACACCGACUGUGUGCCACUCUGCAUGAAGCUGAUCCUGGAGUGGCCCGAGCCCAAAGCCGGCCUGGAGCUGAUGGCGCUCUGUAUCAACCUGACGGCGAACAAACGGAACGCCGAGCUGGUGUGCGAGGCCGACGGCCUGGCGCUGCUGGUGGCACGCGCCUUCCAACACACCGAUCCGCUGCUCAUGAAGAUGAUCCGCAAUAUUAGCCAGCACGAUGGCCAAACCAAGGUGCUCUUCCUGGAGUUCCUGGGCGAGUUUGCCGAGACGCUGCACUCCUGCAAGGACGAGGAGUUUGUGGUGGAGGCGGUGGGCGUGCUCGGCAACCUGUCCAUUCCCAACCUGGACUUCGACAGGCUCUUCCGCCAGUUCAGCCUGGUCGGCUGGAUCAAGACCAAGCUUGAGUCGGGCACCUGCGAGGACGACCUGCUGCUGGAGGUGGUGGUGCUGAUGGGGACGGCGUGCGCCGACGAGGCGUGCGCCCUGCUGCUGGCCGACGCCGGCCUGCUGACCCCGCUGGUCGACCUGCUCAACGCCAAGCAGGAGGACGACGAGAUGGUGCUGCAGAUCAUCUACGUGUUUCAUCAGCUGACGUCGCACGGCGCCACCCGGGACCGCAUCGUGCAGGACACGCACGCCCCAGCCUACCUGGUCGAUCUGCUGCACGACAAGAACGCCCAGAUCCGACGCGUGUGUGACGCAACGCUGGACAUGAUCGCGGAGUCGGACAGCGAGUGGGCGACGCGCAUCCGGCUGGAGAAGUUCCGCUGGCACAACUCGCAAUGGCUGGACAUGGUGGAGACGCAGCCGGCCGACGACGUGACCACCUACGACUCCGACAUCGUGCCCUUCCUGCACGAGCGGGACGUGCUGUACCAGUCCGAUACGUCCUCCGAGGUGCUGCUGGAGGAUGAGAAGAUCGGCCGGGUUAGGUUCGACGUGCUGGAGUAGGCCACCGCCGCAGGGGGACGACCACGGCCGGCGGCGGUGCCAGGGCCGACCGGUCGCCGCCGCCCGCCGCAGCGAGACGGC